CAUCAUCUCACGUGUCCUUCUUGCGUUUCCUUGCUCACCAAGAGUCUGAGUCUGAUUGGCGCAGAGCAGACGACGCGUUUCCAGGAAAAGUAAACACCACCUAAAUAUCUAGAUGGUCGUCUAUGCCAUUAUUUAAUAUAGCCCUCCUCCAGGGUCCUCGUAUCCUCUAGGUUAGAAUUCGACUUCGAAUUAGAUUUUUGUAGAUAUUUCUUUUGCUUAUGGAAUUGGAAGGAGAUGUUGGAUUUCUGGACAGUGAGAAUGACAUAAUCGGAGAAAUCGAUUGGGAUUUUUUGUUCGACGGCUCAAAUACCUUGGAGGAUGUGUUGGAGUUGGAAAAUCCAGUCGUCACGGCGACUGGUUCAUCAUCACCAUCACCAUCAUCAACGGUGGAGGAUGCUCCCUCCAACUCAUCCCCGGAUUGGAUCGGCGAGAUCGAGACCAUUCUGAUGAAAGACGACGAUGUCAACGGCAACCUGGUUGUUCCGGAUUCGGUGGAGCCCACUAAUGCUGAAUAUUAUGAGAAGUUUUUGGCGGAUAUACUCGUCUACUCGCCUUCCACCGAUGCCGGUUCCAACGCCUCCGCCGACUCCGAGAAGGAGAAACUCGACCGAUCCCCGCUCAACGAUGACGAUGACGAUGACGCUGCCGACGCCGGCGAUCCUAUCUCCAAGAAAAGGAGAAGGCAGCUGAGAAACAAGGAUGCAGCGGUGAGAUCAAGGGAGAGGAAAAAAAUGUAUGUGAGGGAUCUGGAGAUGAAGAGCAAGUACUUGGAAGGCGAAUGCAGGAGACUGGGGCGUUUGCUCCAGUGCUGCUACGCUGAGAAUCACACUUUGCGCCUCGGUUUGCAGAUGAAAAAUGCUUAUGGGCAUGGACAUGGUGUUUUGGCCACCAAGCAGGAGUCUGCUGUGCUCUUGUUGGAACUCCUGCUGUUGGGUUCCCUGCUUCGGUGCCUGGACAUCAUGUGCCUCGUUGCUCUGCCUCUAAUUCUGAUGGCCGGACUAAGAAAUCCACUGAACAACGUGGCGGCAAACAAAGAUCUAGAAAAUGUGGAUCUAAGGCCAAGAGGGGCAGCAAGUAAGAUGUUUCAACAUUCGGUGCUCCUAUGUUUUUCUAAAAGUAGGAGAUGCAAAGCGUCGAGGACAAAGAUGAAACAUAGUCGAUUUCCUUGUUUAUUGGGUUCUUAUGUGAGCUUUGCUCUCCCGCUUCUAAUGUUAGCAACUUAAGGUUGGUAGGUUGGAUUACUUAUCUAUUUUUUGUUUUCCCUUUUGUCUAUGAAUAAUGGUUUUACACUAUGAUAUGGAAAUCCUCCAACUAUGUUUUUUGUAUUUCUUCUUGAUUGAUUUACAAUGUGCUCAUUAUCUACAAGUUGUUGCUUUACAUGUUAUGCAAAUUCAGAUGCAAAUGCCCAUAGGAAUCAUCAGACAACUAUUUGGUGGGGGUUUGUAACUGAUUUCUUUAUCUA
Messenger RNA from Prunus dulcis (almond), 1462 nucleotides. RefSeq names its product bZIP transcription factor 60. NCBI's taxonomy places the organism in Eukaryota, Viridiplantae, Streptophyta, Magnoliopsida, Rosales, Rosaceae. The coding region runs from base 219 to 1223 and encodes 334 amino acids. Gene Ontology annotation, biological process: regulation of DNA-templated transcription. The record is from RefSeq and is a predicted model, not a curated record. Gene Ontology annotation, molecular function: DNA-binding transcription factor activity. The transcript has 2 exons.